GAGAAGGAAACGGCGCCUUUCCGGCCCUCGGAGUCGCCAUCACCAGAUAACCCCGGCUGGGCCUCGGCCGCCCACUUCCCCCCUCCCCCGCCCGCGCCGCGCCAGUAUAUUCACUCGCCGCGCUCUCCCUCCUCCGCCCUCAGACGCGCGCGCACGCAUAGGAGGAGCAGACCCCGCAAUGGCGCUGCAGCAAGGAUCGUCGCAUGGCUCCAAGGCCGCCGACGGAGCCGUCAUGGCGGCCAUGGAGACGGGCCGAGGAGUAGGGCGGCGGUCGACGGAGGCGGGGUGGGCGUGGUCGUGGGCGUGCUGCGCCGUGGCGGCGGGCGUGGCGGCGGUGGGGCUGGCGGGGGCCGGCGUCCUGGUGUGGUGGGCGGUGGUGUUCCACCCGGCGCGGGAGCAGCUCUGGAUGGUGCCCGUCGGCCUCGUCCUCCUCGGCACCCCGCUCGUCGCCUGGCUCUCCCUCUUCGCCUCCGGCGCGUGCCGCCGCCUCGGGACCAACCACCACCACCACCACCACCCGCCGCCGGCCGAGCGAUGAGACACGCACGAUCCCGUCUCGGCAGCUCCGUGGGCGCGCAUCGAUCAGUGUUUCAUUCGGUCCCGAUUCUUGAUCCUGGCUGUAAAUCAAACCUUCUUGCGUUUCUUUCGGUCGCGCUAGCAGCGGCAGCCAUGUUAGCAUAGCUUCUAGUAGUACUCUGUUGUUGGUGUUUCUUGUCGUUUAAGAUGAUCGGAAUGUAAGCAACAGUUGCCACUA
Aegilops tauschii subsp. strangulata is the source of this 754-nucleotide messenger RNA. RefSeq lists its product as uncharacterized. The record is from RefSeq and is a predicted model, not a curated record. Lineage: Eukaryota; Viridiplantae; Streptophyta; Magnoliopsida; Poales; Poaceae.